Colletotrichum karsti is the source of this 1671-nucleotide messenger RNA. RefSeq lists its product as uncharacterized. The transcript has a single exon. Lineage: Eukaryota; Fungi; Ascomycota; Sordariomycetes; Glomerellales; Glomerellaceae. The record is from RefSeq and is a predicted model, not a curated record. The coding region runs from base 1 to 1671 and encodes 556 amino acids.
AUGUCCCCCAGGAGUUUCCUUUACUACAAUAGGCAUCCCUCGGCCACGGCCACACCACCGUCGGCCUCUCCCUCCCCUUCGUCUCCCACACGCAAACCGACCAGCAAUAACUUCGCCGCCAGUACGACAUCGACAACGACUACUCCCCUCUUCAACAACCCCAGAACGGCGCCGCCUUCUGCCCUCCUGGAUCGGAAAAAGGAUGCUCAGAACGUUUCUGUCACCGUCACGCCUAUCCCUGCUUCUCCCAUUACCACCUCAGCUACCAUGGCCAAAAGGAAGGAUGCUCGCCGCGAAACGUUUAAGCUGGCGCCGUCGAGUCCUCCCAGGACAACCACCAGCGUAACGACCAGGCCGACGACGCCUACUACGCCAGUUCAGAUCCCCUCAAAAUCCAAAUCCAACUUAUUUCACCGACAUGCCCAGAGAAAACCAUCCCGCCCCCGGGAUGUGCACUCUCCAGAGGCCGUCCCUCCCGCGAUGCUUGCACUGCUGGCCGUCACUGAUAUCCCCAGACAGCGACGCGGCUCCAAGCAGAAGCUUGCGCGCGACCACCCCAUGACUCUCGAAGCCGUCAUCCAAAGACAGCAAGUAUGUGAGAAGGAGCUCAGCCUCACUUUCGGCAAGAACCCCAUGGACUUGCUGCUCUCGCCGCCUGAUGAGUUGGAAGACGACGACCUGUCUAUCAGUGACAGCGGGCUCGGCUCGGUUCUCUCCACUAGGACCGUCUCUGUCGAGUCCAUGCCUUCCCUCGGAGACUCCUUCUCGACAGACACCUUGUCGUCACUCGAGUCCCCCUUUGGGUCAAGCCCCCGGAGGAGGCGAUCGCAACAACCCCGGAGGUCUUUGGAGCCCGUCUCCUCACCUCCCGGCCAGCCAGAGGACCAUCCGCUGUCUCGUGACCGAGUUGACCUGGAUGAACUCGACUUUAGAGUUUUCGACGAAUCGCAAGAUGAGGAGGACACCAAGUCGGAGUUCUCAUUCUCUGACUACACAUUUCCCUUGCGCCCCCUCAAGUCGGCUUUCAAGUCCAACUUGACCGCAUCUCUUCGCGCGCUGCGCUCGGCCGCGAGAUCCAUUUCAAACAUCAACUUUUCUUCCAUCCCGCCCGACGACUUUCUGACCAGAUCCAUUCUCACCAUCGACCCCAAGGUGCCUUACACGGACGAACGACGACCGCCCGUGCUGGAGGAGGAGCCGUCCGCCGAGCUCCGCCGGUAUCUGAACCCCACGACCAAUGCUCGCAUUGAGCCACACCCGGCAACGGUCAUGGCAGCGCCUACGGGCACGCGAAGCUUCAGUGCCUCCAUUCAGAUGCAGACUUACAAGAUUCAGCGAAUCCGGAGUGCAGCACCACUCGCGACCCGGGGCCCCUCUCCGACGACAUCGGCAGGCACGACUCAGUCGUCUCCUUAUCAGCCCCCAUCUCAAUCUCCGAACCAGACCGCCUUCGGCUACCCGCCGGGGGGCAUGCGCCAGCGCGAGAUGCGUGAGAACUCAGACUUUAUUCGCAUCGCCGUCAUGGAGAUGGCCAUGCGCAAACGCGGAAAGCUCGACGACCAGCGGCCCGGCCGUGCCCGCUGGGCGUUGCCACCGCGGAAGCCGAGCGUACGGGCCUACGAAGUUGGCGCCGAUGGCGUCCCAGCUCGUUGGAUCCCCGUAUCGCAAUGA